Molecule: messenger RNA, 1913 nt
Organism: Gossypium raimondii (Peruvian cotton)
Lineage: Eukaryota; Viridiplantae; Streptophyta; Magnoliopsida; Malvales; Malvaceae
Product: receptor-like protein kinase FERONIA
Exons: 1
Coding region: 139-1713 (524 amino acids)
Molecular function (GO): protein kinase activity
Source: RefSeq, a predicted model, not a curated record
UUUUUUUGGAAGGGAAAGAGGAUGGAAAAGAAGAUCGGAUGAAAUUUCCUCGCCUGUCAUGACUGUCUUCUUUAUCUCUCUAUCAGCUUUUUCACCUUGAAUUCAAUUCUCUAAGUUUAUCUCUCUCAAGUGUACACCAUGAUCAAUCUCACCAAAAGGUACGUUUCUCAACCGAAUAAGCUUUCCGUCUUAACCCUUUUCCUUUUUACUUUCCUCCACACCCUAACCAUCGCCUCUGCUGAUGCCUCGCCAAAGCCUUACACGCCUCAUGACAACAUAGCCCUCAAUUGUGGCUCCACCACCAACACAACCGAUCUUUCGGGCCGAUCCUGGAUCUCAGAUAACACCAUUUAUUUAGAUCAGUCAAGUAAGGUAUCAGUUAUCUCAACUUCUCCAACAGAAGGAGACCCCAUACCUUACACAACAGCUCUCUUGUCUCGCUCUCAGUUCACCUUCUCCUUCACGGUCACACCCGGGCCAAAAUUCAUUCGCCUUCAUUUUCACCCAGCUUCUUAUCGAGCAUUCAAUCGCUUAAAUGCCUUUUUUGAUGUCCAUAUUGGAGGCUAUACUGUCCUCAGCAAUUUCAGCGCUGCCCUCAAAGCUGAUGAUCUUAAACUAGAGGUCUUUUACAGUGAAUUUUGCAUAUAUGUUGAUGAGGAAAAGCUGAAUAUACUGUUUAAUCCGAAUCCUAAUAUGCCAGAUUCUUACGCUUUCAUAAAUGGAAUCGAAAUCGUUUCCAUGCCCAACAACCUUUACUACUCUUCAGAUGAUGAUACUGGGUUCAAAUUUGUGAAUCAGGUGAACCCGUAUCGCAUCCUGAAGAACCAGGCUCUAGAAUCUUUGUACCGAGUGAAUAUUGGGGGCAGCUCCAUUUCACCUACACAAGAUACCGGUAUGUAUAGGAGCUGGUCUGAGGAUGGUGAAUACGUGACUAAUGGCGGACCUAGUGUUCUUCCUGUUAAUCUUAUCAUUAGUCCCAGUUUCAGCGUGAUACCAAAUUACAGUGCCCCAGUCCCUGUGUAUAGAACUGCCAGGACUAUGGGGACCAACAAAACUGUGAACGAGAACUAUAGACUCACUUGGGAAUUCCGAGUUGAUUCCGGGUUCACUUACUAUGUCAGGUUACACUUUUGUGAAUUCCAGGUAGAAAUAACAGAGCUUGGUGACAGAGUAUUUCAGAUUUACAUCGACAACAUUGUGGCUGAACACCAAGCGGAUGUAAUUUCUUGGGCCGGUGGAAAUGGGGUGCCAGUCUAUCGAGAUUAUGCUGUGAUGAUUGGUAGAGCAGGUAACGAAAUGAAAAGAAACCUGUCUAUUGCACUUCACCCUGCACCCGCUUGGAGGACUAGAUAUUCAGAUGCUAUCUUGAAUGGGGUUGAAAUCUUCAAAUUGAGCAAUGAAGGCAAUCUUGCAGGACCCAAUCCUCAAACAAUACCUAUCAGCUCACCUAAAAUCUCUGUUCCACCACCAACAAGGCCAAAGUACAACCUCAGAACAACAUUUCUCACUGUUAUUGGAGUUGUAUCGAGCUUUGUCGUGGUUUCUGCACUAUAUAUCUUGAUUUUCCGCCCGAAAUCAAGAGGUGAAGGAUCCUCUUCGUGGUCUCAACUCUCUUGUAAGGAUUACUCUUCAAUGGAUGGUAGUGGUAAAGUGUACAGUAGUGUUGGCAACCAUUCCAAGGAUACUACAAGCGUUGCAGAUAACAAGUGUUGAUCUCCUAUAAUACAAGUGUUAAUUUGCUCAAUUUUACCAGUCUAGUUUUAUCAUUAUUUAAAGUUUUACCAUUUAUAUAUCAGGGCUUCUUCUCAUGUUAAAGGUUAUCUAAAGAACAUUGUCUUGGAUUGUUCUUUUCUUUUUGAAUCAAAUGUGUAAAUGAUUAAAGCAUAUAAAUAUUUGUGAGAAAUUAUUUUGUA